Molecule: messenger RNA, 2079 nt
Organism: Vigna radiata var. radiata (mung bean)
Lineage: Eukaryota; Viridiplantae; Streptophyta; Magnoliopsida; Fabales; Fabaceae
Product: tonoplast dicarboxylate transporter
Exons: 6
Coding region: 183-1781 (532 amino acids)
Biological process (GO): monoatomic anion transmembrane transport
Cellular component (GO): membrane
Molecular function (GO): transmembrane transporter activity
Source: RefSeq, a predicted model, not a curated record
UAAUUACAACAUUUCUUACGUUCAUUCUCAUCCAGAUAAGAAUAAUACAACAAAAAAAGAAAACGAAUUUGUUCACUAAUUUUGAAAAUUCAAUAAUAAAACCUCCACGGAUACCUUAUUUCUACCCAACAAAAACUUCCACGGGGAAACCAUUUCUGUAACAGUUCUUGCUUCUCUGCAAGAUGAUCGGAGAACACACGGAGUCACAUGUGUCCGAUGACCACAAGGUGCCGCUUCUGCCCAUUCAGGAGGCAGCGGAGGGAACACAGAGCCGCGUUUCCUUCACCUUCAAAUCGAUUCUAACACUGCAAAACUUCUAUGUCAUUCUGGGACCUCUGUUGUCCCUUUUCAUAUGCUUCUUCGUCAAGCUCGACGCUCCACCCACGAGCCAGAAAAUGCUUGGUGUGAUUGCUUGGGUUUUUACUUGGUGGGUGACCCAGGCCGUGCCGCUUCCGGUGACCUCCAUGUGUCCUUUGUUUCUCUUCCCGAUCUUCGGGAUUGCUUCAGCUGACAGCGUGGCGCACUCCUACAUGGAUGAUGUCAUCACCCUCGUUUUGGGAAGCUUCAUUCUCGCUCUCGCCGUCGAACGCUACAACGUUCACCGGAGACUGGCCUUGAAUGUAACGUUGGUGUUUUGUGGCGAUCCGGUGAAUCCAGCGCUGUUACUGUUGGGGCUAUGUGCGACGAUAUUCUUCGUGAGCAUGUGGCUGCACAACGUGGCGACGGCGGUGAUGAUGAUGCCGGUGGCGACGGGGAUCGUGCAGCGGCUGCCUGCGGUGCACGAGCAGUCGGAGGCGCUGAACAAGUUCAGCCGCGCGGUGAUUCUGACGGUGGUGUACGCGACGCCGAUUGGGGGAAUAAGCACUCUAACGGGAACGGGUGUGAACUUAAUAAUAAUCGGAAUGUGGAAGAGCCUCUUCCCCGAAGCAAAACCAAUAAGCUUCAACACGUGGUUCUUCUACGGUUUCCCUGUGGCUAUUCUCAUCCUCAUUUGUUUCUGGUGCAUACUCUGUCUCCUCUAUGUGCCCAAAGGUUCUGCUCGUGCUUUGUCUUCUUACUUGGAUAGAACUCACUUGAAAAGGGACCUUGAAGCUCUUGGUCCCAUGGCUUUUGCUGAGAAGAUGGUGUUGUCUGUUUUUGGGUUGCUGAUCGCAUUAUGGAUGACAAGAAGAAUCACAGAUGACAUUCCUGGAUGGGGAUCUUUGUUCCACGGCCUUGUUGGAGAUGGAAGUGUCAGUGUUAUGGUUGCUGUUUUAUUGUUCAUAAUCCCAAACAUGAAGCAAGAAGGGGAGAAGCUAAUGAGCUGGAAUGACUGCAAAAGGUUACCUUGGAACCUGAUUUUGCUUCUGGGAGCUGGUUUUGCCAUAGCUGAUGGAGUACAAUCCAGUGGCUUAGCAGAUGUGCUUUCACAAGCCUUGGAUUUCUUGGAAGAUGCUCCAUACUUGGCCAUUGUUCCUGCUGUUAGUCUAAUAUGUAGCAUUAUUACUGAGUUCAUCACCUCCAACGAUGCCACUGCUACCCUUCUUGUGCCACUUCUUUAUCACAUAGCCAGAACUAUGCAUGUGAAUCCGCUUCUACUCAUGGUACCUGGAGGAAUAGCAACCGAGUUUGCUUUCUGGCUUCCAACUUCAACACCUUCAAAUGUAGUUGGCUUUGCCACUGGACACAUAGAAAUCAAAGACAUGCUCAAAGUUGGUGUACCACUCAAGGUUGCUGGGAUUCUUGUGCUAUCUCUUCUAAUGCCUUCACUAGGGACAUUUGUUUUUGGAUCAAAUCCAUAAGUGACAUUGCAAAAUGUUGUUUGUCUAUAGGAGAUGAACGGAAGUUUAAAUGUGCAGGGUACCCUGGGGAGAUAUCAACAGUGCAAAAGAGAAGAGAUAGAAACAAUUUCAUCUCUUUCCUUGUUGCUUUUAUUUUGUAUUUGUUUAUAAUUUUUUACAGGGAUACGAUAUAAAUAGGAGGAGAUUCCAACUAUUGUAAAACUUUAUACCAGUACCAGAAGAAGGGAAUUGAUUUCUUCUUUUCUUUUUCUAUGUAAAAUGCAUUUUGUUGAUUAGAAUGUGUUGAAGUUCCUGUUGA